Staurois parvus is the source of this 245-nucleotide messenger RNA. The record is from the annotation of a GenBank genome assembly. NCBI's taxonomy places the organism in Eukaryota, Metazoa, Chordata, Amphibia, Anura, Ranidae.
GAUGUCAGCAAGUGACAUCUUGCUUACUACUAUUCAUGUGAUCACUGAUUGGCCAAUCAGUGAUCACAUGAAAAGUAAUAAGUGAUGGCUGCCGUUCAUGACACAUUGCUUACUACUGUGAUCUCUGUGAUUGGUCACUGUGAUCACAUGGUACAGGGACAAUCACAGCAGCCCUGCAUCAUAUGAUAGCUGUGGUCAAUCACAGCAAUUACAAAAGUAAACAAUGUAUCACGAAUGGAUGCAAA